AUGAGGGAUUUGAGCUAUUUUGAAAAAUUUUACUAUUAUCGGCACCUUCAUUCGUUGUCAUCAUCAAUCUUCAUUGCAGCGAAAUAUGACGGAAUCCAGCUAACUCCUGAUUUGAUAUACAACUGCGUAGCAAACAUUAUUCAAAAACAUCCCCAUUUUUACUUAAAUAUUUUCGAAAAAGAAAGUAAAAAUCCAUUUUUGAACAAAAUUAAUCAGUUAAAUCUUGUUCAAAUCAUUCGAUUUGUUGAUAGAGAUAUCGAGGAUGUGGGAUUAAUUAAAGAUCUAAUAAAUUUUAAAUUUGAGUAUAAUAAUGAUCAACUACCGCUUUGGAAAGUUUUGGUUUUGAAGGACAACUGGAUUUUGUUCAGCUGUGAUCACCUAUUGUUUGAUGGUGUUUCUUGCGCAAAUUUCCACGAAUGCUUAUUGCAAGAGUUUAACCGUGGAUGUACCCAGUACAAACAAAUGGAAGAACUCGCAAAGAUACCUUAUAGCGUGCAUCCUGAGGAUGUUAUAAAUAUCUAUAAGCCUCCAAAGUUGACCUUGUCUUUUAUGUUUACUGUGGUAUUACCUUUUUUGUUAGACACCAUUUCCAACCUUUUAUUGACAAUUCCACUGCUCUCUUUUUUUUUCUUUUCUAAAAAAAAAGAUAUAUUAUCUAACUCAGGGUUUCUUAUCCAAAAAAAAAGGUUUAUCGAAAAUUAUCAAAAGUUGAAUGUGCCAAGUGAUAAAUUAACAAGGUUACACGGUUUAUGUAAGAAAAGGAAUGUGACCCUUACUUCGUUAUUAUUAACGUUAUUUGGUCUAGCAUUGCAAAGAAACUCUGUAGGUAAAGAUGAUAGCAUUACAAUAGGACUUCCUAUUAACAUUAGAUGCAAAGCAAAUACAUCAAUAGAUGAAAGUAAAUUCGGCUUGUUCCUUAAAUCAUCAGAUAUAACCAUCACCGAUUACCUCGAGCCUUGCAAUUUGGGCGCUAUGGACUUUUGGAAAGUGGUAUCAUUAGUAAAUGCUAAAAUUAGAAAAGAUGUCAAAGAUGAUAAACUGUUUAAUAUUCUCAGUCUACUAAAUUUCGUUGAUAUAGACAAAUGGUUACAAGAUAAAAUCGACCGUCCGCCAACAUCUUCCUUUGAAUUUUCAAAUAUCGGAUUGAAAUUUUGCCCAUCAGAAUUUACAGAAAAAUGCCAGAUUGUGGACUCCUUAUUUUGUCAAUAUUUAGGAUUCCAAAACUAUUUCAAUAUCUCUUGUAUCUCCACUGUGAAGGGGGGCACUAAUUUUUCCUUUAAUUAUCCAUAUGAAUUGACUGAUGAAGUGAAAGCGUUCUUUAAAACAUUCCAACAGUACAUUGAUGUACUUUUGGAAGAUUAA
This is a messenger RNA of Saccharomycodes ludwigii, 1362 nucleotides long. Its product is annotated as N-acetyltransferase. The coding region runs from base 1 to 1362 and encodes 453 amino acids. The transcript has a single exon. Gene Ontology annotation, molecular function: N-acetyltransferase activity. NCBI's taxonomy places the organism in Eukaryota, Fungi, Ascomycota, Saccharomycetes, Saccharomycodales, Saccharomycodaceae. The record is from RefSeq and is a predicted model, not a curated record.